Molecule: messenger RNA, 1137 nt
Organism: Anthostomella pinea
Lineage: Eukaryota; Fungi; Ascomycota; Sordariomycetes; Xylariales; Xylariaceae
Source: the annotation of a GenBank genome assembly
AUGGUCUGGGUACAUUUCAGCUUAUAUCAAGCUCUGACAUCGUUGAGGCUCAGCAACAAAGCCCGAGUCAUAUGGGCCGAUGCAAUAUGCAUCAACCAAGAGAAUCUGAAGGAGAGGCAAAACCAGGUGGGCAUGAUGCAGCGAAUCUAUAGCAUGGCGUCGACCGUUAUUAUGCAACUUGGACGCGAUAGGGGACACGCAGGCCCCUGUUUCCAGACACUCUCUUGGAUCGUGGCUGCAUGGUCGUCUUUCCAAGCUGCCCGCUUAGGCCCGUCAUCUUCAGCGUCAUCUGCUCCACCGGGUUGGUACAAGUUCCCUGGACUCAGCAGGGCAGUACCCAGGAAGUUCAUGCGUUCAGUUUCCAGGUUGUUUGCCGUCACAUAUUGGAGGCGCCUUUGGAUUGUCCAAGAAGUUGUAUCGGCACGCUUAGCCACUGUCGUAUGGGGGCCCGAGAAGAUCUCUUGGACCAUCGUUGGCCUCGCAGCGGCUCUGAUCCGCAACAAUGAGGCACUCUGGCGGGCCUUUAUAGGGAGCACACCACCGUCCAUGCGUGGACGGGCCAAGAGUGGCCUGAUGAACGCUUACUUGAUGCAUCAGCUUUCUCAGCAGGAUUCCCAGAGACGCCAGCUGUCCUUCCUCGACCUCCUUCGGCUCACUUCUAGCUUCGGUUUCUCUGUGAUACAUGAUAGAAUAUAUGCGAUCCUAGGCCUUCCAAGCCAGCACAGCGGCCCUGGAACGCAGUUCUUGCGGCCUGACUAUACCCUACUCAAGGAGGGGUUGAACAUCCAAGUUUGUCGGCAGAUUCUCCACACGCACAACAAGCCAUUUGACCUGCUCUCGGCAGUGAAGCACGAACACGUCCCGUCCUCCUUUUUCCCGACAUGGAUCCCACAGUGGCAGGUCGCGCCUAUUAGGAGUAUAACGGGCUCAUACCGUGAAUCCAUGAAGUUCAAUGCGUCUGCUGGCGCCGUUGACGUAUCACCACCCCGCAUAUCAUUGGCUUGGCCAGGUCGAACUUUCACCGUCGAGGGAAUAAUGGUCGAUCGGAUCGAGACAUCAACCCAGGACUGGAACCAAGGUGGGGUUUCAAGCAAUUUCUGGAGCCGGGUUGCCAGGGGAUUGAACCGUUCGCUAUAG